Messenger RNA from Colius striatus (speckled mousebird), 1290 nucleotides. It is a transcript of the gene TCEA2, whose product is annotated as transcription elongation factor A2. Gene Ontology annotation, molecular function: nucleic acid binding; zinc ion binding. Gene Ontology annotation, biological process: transcription elongation by RNA polymerase II; DNA-templated transcription. Bases 289 to 1113 code for a protein of 274 amino acids. Lineage: Eukaryota; Metazoa; Chordata; Aves; Coliiformes; Coliidae. The transcript has 12 exons. The record is from RefSeq and is a predicted model, not a curated record. Gene Ontology annotation, cellular component: nucleus.
CUCGGGGGACAGCAGCAAGGGUUCCCCUGAAUGGAAGUGUCAGCCGGUGCUUGUAGGAGCACAAACAGCAUGGUGCAAGCGGUGCCUCAGCGGGCUGGGUUUUCAACGCCAUUGUUGAAAUAGGAAAGGAGCAGCUUUGCAGGAUUUGCUUCCAAGCUCCAUUGAGACAGAGGCAGCUUCUUAAACCAGCGGGUGCUUGCCUGGAGUGGUCCUGUUUGUUGCUCUAGUUUUUGCGUGGAUCCUCUGUUGCUGCCGUUGUGCCAGUGGUCUCCAUUUCUGGAUGGUGCAAUGGAUUUACUGAAAGAACUGAAGAAUAUGCCUAUGACUUUGGACUUGCUGCAGUCCACCCGCAUCGGGAUGUCGGUGAACGCCCUGAGGAAGCAGAGCACAGAUGAAGAAGUGAUAUCACUUGCCAAAUCCCUCAUCAAAUCUUGGAAGAAACUUCUAGAUGCAUCUGAGGAGAAAAGUGAGGAGAAAAAGAAAAGCCUGUCCUUGCCAACAUCCUCCUCAAAGGAAACUGGUAACUCCAGAGACCAAAGCUCCAACAAAAGGCAGGAGCCUCCCAAGACUCCCACCACCCCCAAGAUCACCACCUUCCCCCCCGCGCCUGUCACCUGCGACGCCGUCCGCAACAAGUGCAGGGAGAUGCUGACAGCAGCUCUGCAGGCUGAUGAUGAUCACGUGGCCAUUGGCGCCGACUGUGAGCACAUAGCAGCCCAGAUUGAAGAAUUCAUAUACCAGGAUGUGAAGAACACCGACAUGAAGUACAAAAACCGUGUGAGGAGCCGCAUCUCCAACCUGAAGGACUCCAAAAACCCUGAGCUGAAGAGGAACGUGCUGUGUGGGGCCAUCACCCCCGAGCAGAUCGCUGUCAUGAGCUCAGAGGAAAUGGCCAGUAAUGAGCUGAAAGAGAUCAGGAAAGCCAUGACCAAGGAAGCGAUCCGGGAGCAUCAGAUGGCCAAGACAGGAGGGACACAGACUGACCUCUUCACCUGUGGCAAAUGCAAGAAGAAGAACUGCACCUACACCCAGGUGCAGACCCGCAGCUCUGACGAGCCCAUGACCACCUUUGUCGUGUGCAACGAGUGUGGCAACCGCUGGAAGUUCUGCUGAGCUAUGCUGCCCCAUCCCCAGGGCCCAGCCCCUCCUGUUGCUGCUGGGGUGUGUGAGGGCCUGUGCAGGGCAGGACAGGACACAUCACAUCUAGUCGUUAUUUUUUCAUCUGAGUACAGUUGCUUUUUCUUCAAGACUAAUAUUAAACAUUUUUGUCAGUUUCUGGCUUUUAUUUCA